Cavia porcellus (domestic guinea pig) is the source of this 14561-nucleotide messenger RNA. It is a transcript of the gene Slc2a12, whose product is annotated as solute carrier family 2 member 12. The coding region runs from base 190 to 1755 and encodes 521 amino acids. Lineage: Eukaryota; Metazoa; Chordata; Mammalia; Rodentia; Caviidae. The record is from RefSeq and is a predicted model, not a curated record. Gene Ontology annotation, molecular function: symporter activity. Gene Ontology annotation, cellular component: membrane. The transcript has 4 exons. Gene Ontology annotation, biological process: circulatory system development; D-glucose transmembrane transport.
GUCACCGAAAAGGGCAAAGCCUUCGGAAAUAGAAACAAAGUUGGUCACAAAUCACAUUGGCUUUGCCCGAAGACCCCCUCCCUCCCACUUUUCUUUAUCAUGGUACCAUGGAGAAAGUGACCAGUCCUGUCGGCGGUGCAGGACACGGUGGUUUAGUGGCGAGAGUCAGGCUGUAACUUCUACGUGACCAUGGUACCUGUUGAAAACGCAGAGGGCCCCAAGCUGCUGCACCAGAAGGGCAGAGAGGCGGAGAGCGAUGGCCCCUUCGGAGCCAGCGGAGCCAGCCGGCAUCCUGCCUGCGCGGGAGGUUGCAGCAUGUUUACUUUCCUGACAUCUGUCACCGCGGCUGUUAGUGGCCUCCUGGUAGGUUACGAACUUGGGCUCAUCUCAGGGGCUCUUCUCCAGAUCAGAACCCUGCUGGCCCUGACCUGCCAUGAGCAGGAAAUGAUUGUGAGCUCCCUGCUCAUUGGGGCCUUCCUCGCCUCUCUCACUGGAGGGGUUCUGAUAGACAGAUAUGGACGAAGGACUGCAAUCAUUGUGUCAUCUUGUCUCCUCGGAUUUGGAAGCUUAGUCUUGAUCCUCAGGUUGUCCUACAUAGUUCUCAUCAUGGGCCGCAUUGCCAUUGGAGUCUCCAUUUCCCUCUCUUCCAUUGCUACCUGUGUCUACAUUGCUGAGAUUGCUCCACAACACAGAAGAGGCCUUCUUGUGUCAUUGAAUGAGUUGAUGAUUGUCAUUGGCAUUCUUUUUGCCUAUAUUUCAAAUUAUGCAUUUGCCAGUGUCUCCCAUGGCUGGAAGUACAUGUUCGGUCUUGUGAUUCCCUUAGGAAUUUUGCAAGCAAUAGGAAUGUACUUUCUCCCUCCGAGUCCUCGAUUUCUGGUGAUGAAAGGGCAAGAGGAAGCUGCUAGCAAGGUUCUUGGAAGACUACGAGCAAUCUCAGACACAACUGAAGAGCUCACUGUGAUAAAAUCUUCCUUGAAAGACGAGUAUCAGUACACUUUUUGGGAUCUGUUUCGGACCAAGGAUAAUAUGAGGACUCGAAUAAUGAUAGGUCUAACACUGGUAUUUUUUGUACAAGUCACUGGACAGCCAAACAUAUUAUUUUAUGCAUCAACUGUUUUGAAGUCAGUUGGCUUUGAAAGUAAUGAGGCAGCUAGCUUGGCUUCCACUGGAGUUGGGGUGGUCAAGGUUGUAAGCACCAUCCCAGCCACCCUUCUUGUAGACCAUGUUGGCAGUAAAACCUUCCUCUGCAUUGGUUCAUCUGUGAUGGCAGUUUCGUUGUUGACUAUGGGUAUUGUGAAUCUUAACAUCCACAUGAAUUUCACCAAUAUCUGCAGAAGCCAUAGUCCUAUUAACCACUCCUUGGAUGAGCCUGGGCUUUAUGGAGCAGGAAACCUAUCAGACGGCAACAAUAUUCUCAGAGAGCACUUUGAAGAAAUCACUUCCCACAGCAGGGGCUCACUUACUCCCAUGGGAAAUGACAUGGGUAAGAAAGGGGAGAUGACCUCCACGUUCUUACCAAAUGCUGGACUACACCAAACUGAACACAAGAUAGCCACAGACCCUGAGGAAGUCCCAGCUUCUUUGAAAUGGCUGUCUUUAACCAGCUUGCUUAUUUAUGUUGCUGCUUUUUCAAUUGGUCUAGGACCAAGAACAGUAAUUAUCUCCCUUGAGCUGAUGAUUCUCAUCUCAGUUCUAUCAUCUCACAUGACUCCGCUCCUUUUCCGCCAAAAGCAAAUAAGAAGCUGCAAAGACUGAAGUCAUACAGUCUGAAGUCACAGUUCUUUGUCACUCAUCUUUGAGGGAACAACUGUGUCUGAUCUUCAAGGCCCUCCUUCAUCUCAUUCGGGCUUACCAGGGCAUCCUUGCACUAUUUACACCGUUGUCUGUGGAGACAUGGUCCAGCACCCCCAGUGAACCAGAAGUGCAUCCGGAUGCCACAGAGCACAUCCAGUGUGUGAUUAGCCAGGCAUGUUCAGUGGCCUUCCCAGCUGGACUUCUUUGUUUUUCACUGUGCCACCCCCUGGUCAAUAAACACAAUGCACUAUUGCAACAUAUUGUUUUCCUCUCUACCUACAUCCUUUUUGUCUCUGGGCCUUAAUAAAAAUCUUUCCUCUCUGUAAACCCACUGCCUUUCUAGAGGAUUUCUUUUAUAUGAGCUAAUAGUGUAUUGCUAGCAUACAGUUAUCCUGUUCUGGGCUACCAGGAGCCUGAGUUAAAAAUCAGUGAACCUUGUGUCUAAUCCCAGCUCUUAAAAACUUACUGGCUAUGUGACCUCAGGUCGUUUCUCUUCUCUAAGGUGUUUCCCAUCUACUAAAUGAGUGUAAUCGUGCUGGUUCUAUCUUCUCGCGUGGGUGCAUGUCAAAUGAGCCAAUGCGUGUAAGUGUUUUGCGUGUGUAGCACAUGAUAUCAAUGAGCUACACGGGACAACACAGCUCAGUCCUUAACGACAUAUGUGUUCCUUCUUCUAUAUGUUUGUUUUGGUUUAUUAACUAGAAUGUAGUUGCUAGAGUAUAGAUUCCUUGAAGGAAGAAACCACAUUUCAUGCUUUUCAUUUUGUUCCUUUAAAAGCAAGCUGCUAGGAGGAAAAAGACUUUAAAAAUACGAUGCAGACACAGGAAAGACGUAAGUGUGCUUCUUAACUUGCAGGGAGCUAUCAAGUGGAUGGGCGAAGGUCGCAAUAAGCUGGAAAUGCCAGGCUGCCAAGAAGGCACUGCUGCUGCCAGACACCAUCACGAGGCGUGUGCAGAACAAUCCAUCACUUGGCCCUCAUUUCUAAAAUCUCUCUCUGUCUUUGUAAGAAAAAUGCAGGAAGAUAGUGGUACUCGGAAGCAGCUAGCAGGAGGCAUGUAGGGCAUUUCUUUGUUAAGUCCUAAAGAACUAUUUGGACACAGUAUCUGAAAGUUGUCCUGGAUUUUGGGGGACAAUUUGCUUUUUGCUACAACCUCAUCAUGGAGGAGAGAAUGUUUUUGAGAACUUCUUAGACCGUAAGUAAUGCUAGGCCGAUAGAAAAAUCUCAGGAUUGAAGGCAGUUGAAGUUUAAGAAAAGAAAUAAUUCUUUCAUAUCAUGACUUGUCCAAUUGAUAAUUACAGUUCCAUAGACUGACCUGUGUGUUCACUUGUAGAGCUAGGUCAGCCCAUUGAAGGCAAAUGUCUGAAUUGCCCUCUCCAAAGAAAAGUUGUUUCUCACUGUGGUGUGGGACUAUGAAUUCUCCUAGUCUUUUAAGGAGGAUCUAAAGAAUUGUGCUUUUCUGCCUCCUUGGCAAAAGUCAGUCAUUUAUGUCUAUAUUCAUGUUGUAGUUAUUUUUCUACCCUAAAGAAAACAUACCAUAGGAAUUCCAUUUCAAUCCUCAAAAUUAUGUUUUAGGGCAUUGGCAUAAACUGUAGGAACUGUUGGAGUUUAAACAAGAUUGUUUUUAGGAGCAAGCUUUUCAUACCAGGUUUUUUAACGCAUUAUAAAACUUAUUAACCUGCUGUGAUUAUUCCUUAGGUAUUUCAUUUAGAGAAACUAUUGCCCGUAAUACAAACAAAUCCUUUGUGCAAACAGGUAUAAAAGGAAAAGUACUUGCUGCUCUAAAGUAACAUGGAAAGAAAAAUUAAACCAUCCUUAUUAAAUCUUCUUAAAUAUGGGUUGGCUUAAAACAACAUUCUUUAAUUGCAUUAGAUCACGGUGUGGUUUUCUUCUGCCAGGAACGUGUUUCUAUUCUUAGGUUAAAGUAUAUGCCUACAUCAUUUCACUUUCUGGUCUUGUGUUUCUCUAACUUUAAAAAUAACAGAGUUGCUCUAGAUCGCAGAAUUUAGGAGGAGAUAUAAAUAUGGAAACCUACAUUUUAUGCAUUUAAAAUAUGGUUCUAAGAGAGCUCUUUCGAUCUGAUAGCCUGCUGAAGGCAUUUAUGGUUCAGAAGUGGGUAAGAGCCCCUGUCCUCCAUUUCUCCGUAACUAAAACUAAAACUCUUCUGUCAAAUAAAAUCAGGACAGCAUUCCACUGCCAUUAUUAGAAACUCUUACUAAAUAUUCUGUUCUACAUAUGUCAUCUUUCACUUCAACAGAGGUUCAAAAUUUUGGCCCGACUCUCCACUGUAUUUCUGGGCUCCCUUCAAUAGCUAAGAUGUUUUCAGCAUGAAAUCACAGAUUCUUAUUAUUUUGAAGACGCAGAACACAUGAAAAUUUCUCUUCUACUCAUACCUCACACAUGAAGUAAAGAUGAGCCGAAGCCCAAGGUUUAACGUUAUUAUGAGUUCCUUUGAGGUGAUGCACGUGUAGAAACGCAGCUCUCCUUAAAAUAGAUACCAUACCUCAGAAAAAUGUUUGGGGUUGUUCUUUCCACAAUAAUUAUUGAACUUUUUAGGCCCCAAAAUUCAUGUGUCCAUAAAUUAGUUCAUUAACUUCAUCUUUCAUUCCAUGAUUGGCAUUUUUUUUAUGAUGAAUAGAUGGAGGAAAUUGUUCUCAGUGUCACCGUCUAAGUUAGGUGAUGAGAUUAUGACUGUCAUCCUUUAGCUACAAUGACACAUUGAGGGAAACUAACACUGAAGACUGAAUGGCAAAUGACAACACAUGAUCUUCCACUGUUUCUUUCACCAAAUCUGAGGACCAAAAUAAGCAGGAGAGCUGGGGUUUCCCUCCGUGGCAUAAGUGCCUGCCUGGCAAUCAUAAGAUUGUGAGUUCAAUCCCCAGCACACACACACACACACACACACACACACACACACACACACACACACACAAAGGCAAGAGUGAGCACCAUGGAGUGACCAAGAAGAGGAGAUGGAGGGAGAAAGUGGGGAGUCAUCUCUUCACUCACUGACCCAGCAGGUGUGCAUACAGGGCCUGGCACAGGUGCUGGAGAUUUUGGGGGGAAUGGGAGAGAUCCGCACUUUGUUCUCAUGGAGCUGGUGAUGGGAGUAAGUAAGAAGUGAGAAUCUGAAUACAUAUAUAAUACAAUGUCAGGAAAGGGAAGUGUUAAAAUUAGGAUAAAGACAAGAGAGACAAAUUAAAAUAAGGGUAAGCAAAAAAGCAUGUUCGGAAGAGGGUUCCUUUCAGAUAUGAGGGAGACAGGAGGAGUUUCCAAGCUGGUGACAUUUGUAUCAAGGCUUAUUUGAAGAAAACACUGAAGAUCUGGGACAAGAGUUUAGUAGGGAUGAUAGUAGUCAAACGGCCCGGCGGAGGCCAGGAGCCUACACACCGUAGGACUAGAUGCCGACAGGGCUUCGAGUGCUAACGGCCUGGCCUGCCAGCUCCAUAAUAGAAGACUUCGGGGAAGUCAUUUAAUAUCUCAAAACUUCAGUUUCCUUACUGAGAAAACGGGAGCCAUAGUGUCAACUUACCUUGUAAUUAUAGAGUUCAAGGAAGCAGGCUGUAUAGUAUCUCCUUAGUUUAGAGCCUGGUGUACAGCACUGGCUCAGUAUACUUAGUGAUAAAUAAGUAUUUAUUUAUUAAACAUCUGGCUCUCAUCUAGACAUGAGAUGGUUCUGACUAAGUAGGCGUCUCACUUAGGCAGCUCAGGGACACAAAGGAUGUACUCCAUGGCCUUAUACUGAUUUAUGGUGUGAUGAUCAUCCUCACCUCCCUUUAUAUACUAUUCUAGUAUUUAAGGCUGUGGAAAUUGAUUUGUGUCUUUCAGUAGUGUGUGGUUCAAUCUUGAAUCACAUAUAAUCAAGAGGAUUUCUUAGGAAAAGAAAAUCCUGAAGCCUUGAUGAAAGGUAAAAAGUGUGAUUUCAACUGAGAGAUGCCCAAAUGUUUACUCUUCUGAGGUGUUGCUAUACUUUAAACUGCGUGUUCUGAGCUCAAAUAAAUCUUGCCCUGUUUACUGUAACUUCCCUGAGACUAAAAUAGAGUCUAGUCUAUGAUAAGUUGGAUGAAUUUUCUUUUAAAAAAUAUAAAACUCUUUUAGUUUUCAUGAUUAAUGGGGAGCUUUUUAGUCUGGAGUUAAUACAUUCAUAUCUCUUCUGGAAUAAAGCAAACCCAGUAACUAGGGAACAAAAGGCAAAUGUGGUUUGUGUGGAGCCCUUUACAUAUUUAGCUAAAAACUGUGUCUGAAUAAAGCUACUUAGUUGAAGAUACAUAACUAAAGAAGGCUUAUGUUUUAAAUUUACUAAAAUUAAGGCCUUUUAAAAAUACAUGUUGUUAGAGCAAGUGUUCCAAGUUUUUUCCAAGUUUUUCUAUUUUGUUCUCCAGGUUCUCUUUGGAAAAAAAAAAAAAAAAAAAGACUGAGACCUUCAGUUUCCAUAGCAUGACUAUUUCAAUCUUAACUCAGUCACUGAAUAAAUUUAAACUUCACUUUUUACAAAAAGAUCUUUUUGCAAUUCCUUCAUGGUUGUCCUAGGAGAAAUAUAUGAAAAUCUAAACCUAGAGUUUGGAAGGGACAUGGUUUUCUACCUAAUCAGUAUUAUUUGAGCUUAUAGAAAUAUUUCAAUGGAUUAACAGGCUUAAAAACCAUAGUAAAAUUCCUCAGAUGUGAAUGGAAAAUCCAAAGUUAAUAAUAGUAACAAAAGAUCUUUGUAGAAAAAUAAUGCCAUAGUUACAGAUAAUAAAACUGUCAAUAAGUGUAAAGGGGCUAAGAUUUUACCCCAUUUUCAGGUUAACAGGUUAGCCUAUUGCAGUUUCAUAGAUGUUGAUAAAAGACAGAAGAAUUCAUCAUCAGAAAUGAAGUUUAUGAUUCACAAUUAGCAAGAGCCAGAAGACCAGAUUUGUGCUAGAUCCCCAAGCUUCAAUGCCCACAGGUCAGCCGGGAGACAUUAGAUAAUCCCUGUGCCUGGGUUUUAUAUAUGAGAGUAAUCCCAAGCAUAGAGAAGCCACAUUUUAGAAUAGACACUAACCAGCCUGAUUCUUUGUCAGUUUACAAAGUGGUCCUUUUCUCUAGAGGAGAGCACAGUCAUUGUCCUGUGUAAGAGCCUCUUAAGAUAGUCAAGAGCAAAAAUGAUCAGAGCUGUUGCUUACAACACUUGCAGAAAUGCCAGAGACUGCUGGGGAUGGGGAUGCAAGCCUGUAAUUAUAGCACUCUGGGAGGAUGAGGCAGAAGGUUUGCAAGUUUGAGCCAGAUGUGAAUAAUCCAGAGACUAUCUGAAGAUAAAAAGGUGAAGGGGAAGUAGUUUAUUGUGAACCCUGGCUUCAAUUCCCAGUACCUGUCCACAAAUGAAUGAAUGAAUGAAUGAAUGAAUGAAUGAAAAUAGAAAUAAUUGGCAAAGACUAAUAGAGAAUUGUUUCCCAACACAAAUAUCUUAAUACUCAGUUAUCCUCUUUUCAGUCUUCAUUGAGAUUAGAAUUUUUGCAAGUUCAACAAUUAUGAAACCUAUUUUUUAGUUUUGUUUCAUUUUAUAGAGUUUUGGAGGAUGUGCAUCAGUAGGAAGCAUACGAGUCAUCUGCCAAACCCUUAAAUUCAGAUUUUAUAUCCAAAUAGCUCUGGGUCUUCAAAAAAAAAAAAUUGCUCAUGUGAUGAUUAUACAGCUAAAGAAUAUGGCAGUUCCAGUGAGGUAGAACAGAAGGUUCUAAUUUGGAAGUUGAGUUAGCUGUUUCACUCCAAAACAUGCUGGGUUUAAGACAAAGAGGCUUGUAUUCCAGAAGCACAUUAAGUGUUUGCAAGGAUUUUAUGUCCUUACAUUUUACCCUGGAUUCUAGGCCUCUAGCAAUCAGAAUCAUCACAGUCAAAGGCUUUUUAAGUGCUCAUUUUCAUUUACCACUAUUCUUAUGGGUUAAUUAUAUGGCUUUAGAGAGAAGAAAUACUGCAUAAAUUUUUAAACAGAAGAAUAUCAAAUGUAAACAUUUUAUGAUAAUAUUCACAUAGUGGGUUUGUACUUAAGUGUUCAUACCUUUACAAUUUUCAAAAGCACAUACUUUGCUUUGAAAUCUUCAAAUUUCCUUUAUCACUAGUGUUCAUGUAAUCCCUGCAUUUUCCCCCUGGUGAACUAGGUUAAAUGUCAUUAUGCUUGACUGAAGCAAUCAUUUGAUCCUUACAAUGUGAGUCAUUACAAUAAUGUGAAGUAAAAAACAUUGUAUCUGAAUAGUUCUGCACUAACUUUGCCUCUGAACAACAGGAAAUGCCUAAAGAAAUAUGUGCAUGACUAAUGGGAUCUUUCUUUCCUCUUUGAAGUUAGAGGAUGCAGAAACAGUAUCCAACAGAACCAAAGAUUUUAACCUUGCAUCUUUGCAGCAUGAGUAGAGCACGUAAAGCAAUGGCUCUAUCAACUUUGUCACCAUCGGCAACUGCUCACGUAAGACAUCGGUGUUCAGCUUUCCUCUCCACCUAGUACGCCAUCAUGUCCUCUGACCUUGAAAAUUAUAAGUGUUGUGAAAGUUAAAUAUCAUGUUGUUUCUCUUAUAUGAGAAACUCAGAAUAUAAUUUAAUUAAAAAAUAAAAUAAAGGAAAGAUAGCAGGAAACAGAGAGGCAGGCUUUUGGAGAUGGAAAAGGAAUGGGGAAAGCAGGGAGGAAGGAUGACAAAGGGAUAAAUCAAAGGGACUGGAAAUGAUUAAAAGUCAUAUAUAUGUACCAAGUCACCAAAAUGAAUGUAACUAUUAUGUAUUAAGACAUACAAAUUAUAAAUACUGGGUGAUACAGACAUGAAAGAAGCAAAGUAAAGUUUUAAUACUAUAUUAAUAAACACAAGGAGUUAUUUGUUAAUUGUUUCUCAAAACAUAUUAAGAAUUAUUCCAAAAAAUUUGCAAAAUUAAAACUAUAAUAUUAAGCUGGGCAGGACAGCACACACCUGUAAUCUCAGCAUUUGGGAGGCUGAGCAGGAGGAUUAUUGCAAAUUCGAGAUCAGCCUGGGCUAUAAAGUGAGCCCAAAGCCAGCCUGAAGUGCAUAGUGAGACCCUGUCUCCAAAUAAAUAAAUAAAUAAAACUAUAAUACUUUCCCAACUGAAGCGUCACUAAUGAAAAAAAUACAAUAUAAACUGUUAUGACUAGAGCCAUCUUAUUCAAGAUGUAGUUCAAAAUAGAAAACAUGAAUUUCUCAUUCCUCCUUUUUUUUGCUUAUUUGUUUCUCAUUUUAAACUUUAGCUCAGUAUUCUGCAAAUUGGGGUAUGCAUACUUUAGGAAGUUCACUUCCCAAAAAAUAUUCCUUUGAUGAUUUAUGAAGAAAGUCAAUUUCCAGGGCUGCAAGUGCAAAAAAAUUUCUUAAAAGUUCUCCUUCCUCAGCUUAACAGUUAGAACCACUCUCCCACUUCAAAGAAAGCUCACAUGUUACUCAUCAUCAGUCUUGCCAUGAUAAACAUCCCAAGUUACAAGAACUCAAGAACACUAAAAACAGUGACACUUGGAAAUAUUGGUGUAGGUGUUAAGAAAUGACUCAAAUGAUAAUAUAAUAGUCCUUUCAUAAGCAAGGUAUUUCAAAUGAUUUCCUUUCAAACAAAAAAUAAUGACCUAAUCCAGUUAUCAACUGAUACAUUAUUAUAAACAACUUUGGUUGUCAGUCUCAAGAACUGAAUAACACUGUUAUUAUAAAGUUCCAUUAGCUCUCCAUCUAUUUUGACUAUUUUAGUCUUGAGAACAAUAAAUUUAAAAAGCAGAAAUGCACGAAGUUACUCUAGAAAUAAGUGACAUUCACAGACACAUGAUAAAGAAGCUUCUCAUUCUCUGCUAAAUAAUGAAUUUUGAUUUUUAUAUUUGAUAUUUAUGUUGAACAUAUUUUAGAUAUUUCUGUAACUUUUAUUUAUUUUGCAUUAAUUAGUUAAUAAUUAAACCAGGAAAUACACACGAAGCUAUUAAAUUAUGUAUAACUAAAAUAAAUUUCCAUUUAAGGUUGUCUUAAGACAUAUGAUACGUUUAUCUGAAAGACUUUCAGGCUGUUAAGCAAUGCAUUACAAUAGGAUGAAAUUUUAAAGUCAAGAGAAAAAAAAACAACAGAAAAUUUACAUUGAAUACUUUGCUGCUAUUUUUUUUUCCCUUGAAUGACGGAUGAUGCUGGGAAUCAAAAAGGCAUGGUAUUUAAAUUCUGCUGGAAACAUUUAAGAGUCAUACAACUAUUUUGCUUCAAAUUUUAAAGUUGACAGCAGUAGAAAUUGCAUAUUUUGUUAUUAUUCAUGUUUAGGGUGAAAAAAUGUUGAAUGUCGGCUUAUAAGUGAGAAAUUUACUUUACUUUUCAAAUUACUUUGAAGGCUACACAAACAAGAAAACUCGAAGCCCACUCACAUAGUUUCUUCCUCUUCAUCGCCUGGUUCACAAACAGCAUUCCAUUUUUUAACUUUGGCACAUUAUCAUAAUUGGUAUGAUUCUGAUUAUUUAUAAGGGUCAUUCCACUGCAUCCAAUUUCCCCUAAAAUACCUUUACACAAGUCACUCCUAAUUAGAAAUCAUUGGGCUGAAAAUCUGGGAUAUGUUGACGACACUUUAAUUCCUUGCCUUUCUUAGUUUGUAAUUCAAGUAACCCAAGACUGUGUUCUUGAAUAAAAUGUCUCUUUUACAAAAGGCUUAUGGCGGGGGGGGGGGGGGGCACAACUCAAGGAGAGUGAGAGACGGAAAUGAUAAUACCAGCAACAAAAAAUAAAAUCUGCCAAAUCAUUGCUAGUGUUGGAGUUGGUGGCUUACAGUGGAGUGUGGUUUUUAAAAAGCAUAAUUUUUCCAUGUAGGGAAUUUAUGAAGCCAGAAUUUAAACAUCUGCUUGGGCAAGACGGGCAUGAUCCUAUUCCAAUUCAUGUUUUGAUAGCCUCUUUGCAGGAGGAGAAUAAGGUGUGCUGCGUGCUCUUUGUAAAGGCAAUAAAAGCCGUAGGAUUUGGCUUCAUUCCUACAGCAUAUAGGGCAGGGCUUCCUUUGCAAAUCAGAUUGUUGAAAACUGUGCAGCCUAACUGUAGAACUUCCUCCAAAGUUGCUAGGAGUUCUCUGGCAAGAGUUUUAAGACCUCGAUGAGUCUUUCAAACGCUGGUCUAGCAUGCCAGGUGGUUCAGGAAGAAUUCAAGCCAAGUGGAAAAUGUGCCUGGAGAGCUGCAGGAUUUAAAUCUGAAAGCGUAGGGGGUAAAAUGACAGUUUUCUAUAGCUAAAACUGGAGCAAAGGCCAGAAAUAAAUAGGAGGGAAGAAAUACUCAUGUAGUAGGAUUAUUAUUUUUAUUGAAUAUCUGUAUUAACCCGAGUCCAUGUGCUCAACUAAACACAAAAAACCUUUGAUGUAUUUGUCAUCCAUGGUCUUCUUAGGGUACACCAUGUAGCCAUAAACACUCUGUACAUUUCAUCUGGGUCACACAAAUUCUGAUAGGAAGCCCUAAGAUUGAAUACCAUGUGAAAUAUGUGUGAACAAGAAUCAGAUUCUAGGAGCCAUUACUACUCCCUUACCUCCCACAAGUUCAAAUUAUUGUAGCAUUUAUUCUUUACUGUGAUGCUAGGCCAACAGAGCACACAUCAUAUCUCUGUCAUGAGUACUCCAGAGCCCUCCAGUCCCUCCAUGUAGCCAUAACCUGGAGAGAAAGUGGGCCAAAUCAUUGGGGAAAAGUAUCAGUGAUUUUACGAAGACUUCCACUUGUUAUUAUAAAUAUCAUUACAUUAAAUUCCCAGGUAUAGCGUAUGCCUCUGUUCUCUUUACUUGUGAAUGGAAAUUGAGGGUGAUAUUCAUCUUGACUGUCAAGUUUAUUGAAUUCAGAAAUGUCUAGAGAAUGGUAAGGCACAUAUCUGGGGUGCCUGUGGAUCUUUCCAGAGACAAUUGGAUCAUGAGGACUCUAGCUUAAUCAGUGGAUCAAUGCAUUGAUGAGGUCAUAAUGUGGUGGCACCAUUGGGAUGUAAUGGAAGGGAGCUAAGAUAGUGUAUCAAGGGGCCUUGAGCUGAUCCCCGGUGCCUUCCUCUGAAGCAAUCUCUGUUUCUCUCCCUCCUGGCUGCUCUGCUGUGCCCUCCUGCCAUGAUGCCCUACCUUGGCCUCAAUCAACCAUGGACUGAAACCUCUAAAAUCAUGAGCCAAAACAAAUCUUUUCUCUUUCAAAUUGUGCAUGUCAGAUAUCUUUUCCUACCAACAGAAGGCUGACUAAUACACACACAGCUCCUUCAUUCUUUCUGCUUUGGUCAUUCACUCCAUCAUUCUGGAGAACAGGGAGGCCUGUAAGAUUUUCGCACCAAGAUCUGCCACAGCAGGAUUUUCUGGCUGCCAAUUCCACUUAAACAUUUUUAUUUCUCUCUUCCUGGAUCUGAAAACUUGCAAUUUUAGUUUCUGAAAUAAUUAUCAGGAUAAUUCUCCUUAUUUUAAAUUUGACAGUCUUCAUAUUUUUUACAGUUUAAGCAUCCAUUAGCCAAAUGCUGCAACAUCCAGCUUGUUGAUAUUAUAGCAACCAAGAUUUUAGUUCUUGAAUUCUUCCAAAAAAGAAGUAGAAGCUCUCAGCAAUUAUACAUUUAUUUUUGGAACUGCCAAGUGCAGGCUUGCCUGAAAACAGGGAAAGUCUAUUUUUCAUUCUUCAGUUCAUUAACUCAGACUGGAAUAAUUGCCCAAGAACUUGGCUUAACUGCUGCAUUGAAUGUAUGCUUAGCACAGGCUUUCAGUGUGAUCUUGAGUUUUUCUAGGCAAGAUCCUCGGUUCAGACUGAGCACAUAUAAUCAUUGCUUUUGUACAUCUUUCCUGCCUUCUCACUGCUGAGAUGCAUCACCUGCUAUAACAGCAGUAUCACCUUAUUCUGAUCUGAGCCCAGUGUGGUUCUGAUAAACCCAGCAAAUGCCACCAACAAAUGCAAGAGCCAUCAUGAUGAAAGGUAGAGUGUGGAGGAAGGGAACUGGAGAAGUAUUAAAUUAGGGCUGGGAAAAAUCUGAGCCACCUCCUCUAUUAGGAAAAAAGGUUGUUCCUCCUCCUCCUCUUCCUCAUGGCUGCUAAAGUACAAGACCUUCAGAAAACCCAGAGUUCCACUUGUGUCAAAUAAAAUGGAGAAAAGAACACAUGAGGGAUACGUUUGUGGCAAUAGAUAUUCAGCUUAAAAAUCGCACUGAUAGAGUUUCAUGUUGAUCCAAGGACAGAUCUUCAUUUCAGAGUCUUCCUUUGAAUCAUGUAGUUAUCAUUAGUAAAAGUUGGAGCCUCAAUCUUGCAAUAUUAAAGAUAGGAUAACUGGUUUCAUUCAAAGAAAAGAGCUUCUACCAAGGAUAUAUUCUGCAAGAAUCCAGUGAAUCUUUGGGGAUGGGGAGCAGGAGGAAGAGAGGUUAGGGAAGAAUUUUUUAAAAUUUCCUGUUAGUUAAAACAAUAGUAAUUAUGCUCCUUUGGCUACAAUGAUCUACCAUGUCUUCAAGUUAACUCUUUUAUAAAUUCAUUUGGAAACAAUAAUCAAGAAAAAGUUUUUUGAGUCCUCUCCUGUGAUGUGAUUUGUUUUUCUUACUUUAAAAUAGUACAUUUACUGCACAGAUGUUUUCUCUACAGAGCGUGAUCUUAAUGCAAGAGAUCAGUUGUUCUGUUACAGGCUCAGCUGACUAUUCCAUUCGGCCACAAGCAGACCAAGAGGCUGCUGGUCAGAGUGAACCCAUCCUAUCUCCAAGCUGCUUCUUCUAAGCUGGAACUCUGUGGUUGGUCACCACAUAGACUCUGAUGCAGGGACCUAGGGUUAGGGCAACUCCUAAAUCCUUUCCACAAGAUCAAAUGUGUUUACAGUUACAUUCAUUUACCAUAUAACCAAUAUUCAUUGAGCCACUACUAAAAGGCCACAAUAAUUAAGAUGCAACAAAUCCCAUAGUCUAGCUGCCAGGGUUCUAAUGCUACUUCUGUCAUUUAAGAGGAGUUCUCUUGGCAAGUUUUUAACUCCUUCAUGCCUUAGUUUCUGUAAAAGAGAAAAAGUGAUAGUAAUUACUUUGUAGAAGUUCAUGAGGGUCAAACAAUAUAACAUUAUAGACUUGUAUAUAAAGUUUGCCUGCAGUAAGAACUUGCCACUCUUUUAUUAGGCAAACUGGGUUUACUGGGCUGUGAUCAGAAGACAAGUUAAUGUGCCUUCUUCUGCCCUUGCUCAUCCCAUCAAGCAGCCCCCAUAGUGUUCCCUGUCACUCUCAGAUAAUAAAAAGUCCUCUGAUCAAUUUUGGUGCCAAGAAGAGUCUCUUUCCAGCGAUCCAAAUGUCUACUCUGGUAUAAUAAUUAAAUCUGGGAGCUCUAUUUAAUUUAAGCUUCUCUCUACCAGCUUGCCCCUGGCCAGGAGGCCCACAUGGGAGAGAAAAGAAAUAGCAGGUGUCCUCUCGCCCUUCAAGCUGUUUCCUACUUAUUCAUUAGCUCAGACUACAGACUUCUCGAAGGUGAAGCGGAAAGGAGAGUACAGGAAAGGGCACUGUCAUACAGCAGGAAUAAUCAGGAUCUGACCUAAAGCUCCCACGUGAGGCAGAUGUUCAGAGCUAGCACUCAGCUGCCUUAGGCGCUGCCCUUCUUUUGAGGUUUGGUGGCCUGUGUCAGAUGCUGGCACUUCAUGCUGCACCCCACUCAUGAAAGCCAUCACUCAGCUCUCCCAGUGCUUCUUCUGGAGUCUUUCUCCCUCGUUUGGGAGUAAGCAGAAGGCUAGCCCCUUUCCAGCCUAUCCAUUAAGGCAGGAAGUGGCCCUAUGGCCAACACAAAUGCAGGCAGGACCAAGGCAAAGGGAACUCAGCGAGCUGGCUUCCUUUUCAGUGGGUUUUUGCUCAUUACGCUGUCUGCCAUUUCUCUUCA